CUGUCGUCGCCUGGGCCCUGCCUGAAGGCCGGGGCGCGCGUGACUCUCGUCGGCCCUGGGAAGGGUGUGCCUCUCGACCCGAGGGGGCGGAAGGGGGACGCCCCGGCCUCGGGGCCACUGCUCUCGCUGUGUCUUUGUGGUCGCGAACGCCGUCCGCCCGGGAGGCGCCCCGCGCCCGGCGCGAUGAGUGCCAACGAGGACCAGGAGAUGGAACUGGAAGCAUUACGUUCUAUUUAUGAAGGAGAUGAAAGUUUCCGGGAAUUAAGUCCAGUUUCAUUUCAGUAUAGGAUAGGUGAAAAUGGUGAUCCCAAAGCCUUCUUAAUAGAGAUUUCCUGGACAGAAACAUAUCCCCAAACGCCUCCAAUUAUAUCUAUGAACGCUUUUUUUAACAACACGAUAUCGUCAGCUGUAAAGCAGAGUAUAUUAGCCAAGUUACAGGAGGCAGUGGAAGUUAACCUCGGGACCGCAAUGACCUAUACGUUGUUUGAAUAUGCCAAGGACAAUAAAGAGCAGUUCAUGGAGAAUCACAACCCUGUUAAUUCUACGACAUCCAUAAGCAAUAUCAUCUCUGUUGAAACUUCUAAUACAGCCCCAUCAAGUAAGAAAAAAGACAAAAAAGAACAACUUUCAAAAGCCCAGAAACGUAAGCUGGCAGAUAAAACAGAUCACAAAGGAGAACUUCCUCGAGGAUGGAACUGGGUUGAUGUGGUGAAGUUAAGCAAAACUGGCUCUAAAGAUGAUGAAUAGUGCUUGGAAUUUGAGACAAGAGAAGAGCAUCCUUUAAAAAGUAAACUGGGUUCAAAAUCUUUUUGUUACUCUUCUGGUAUUGAGGUGGCUUUUUAUAAAACACAUUUUUGUUUUGUAUGUUUCUUACAUAAAAAAUGUUUUAAGCUGAACAUGAAGAGAUCUGGUUGUAUUAAAUUAUUUUCACAAACUUGCCUUAAUAAAAGGUGAAAAUGUUACUGUUUAGAAUACUUUAUGAAGCCUGUUGAGCUUUGGAAAUGGACAAAUAUGGGGGAAUAAAAAAAUAAUGAAUGUUAAUUUAUAUCAUCUUAUUCUAGUGGACGUGAUUUUUUUUUAAAGGAAUAGGAAGCCCUUUUCAAACUCUCAUCCCAGUGGAGCAGAAUGCUGAGUGAACAGUUACUCCACAGCCUGACCCACAUUAAUAGGCUUCUUGUCUCAAUAAAGUCUUCUUCUCUUCUUUCUCUUAGUUACUGAAGCAUAAAUUGCUUCAGAGAAAUUUAAAUACUGGUAUUUGAACUUUAUACAUAAUAUUCUUUGUAGUUCCUUUUAAUUUUCCAAGGGUGAACUGCUUCUCUUUAAUAAAUAUCUGUUUAUUCUGUUCUCUUGGUUUGGGUCACAGUGUUUGAUCAUGAGGGCUUUCAGUGGUAUGUGCACCAUGAAAAUAUAAAAACAAAUCUGCCAAAUACAUUAGAAGGCGUUUGAAUAGAAGUGCUGAUUCCUAUUGAAGACAUUUCUCUUUGUUGCAUUUACCAAGAUGGGAGUAAAAGACGCCUUAAUGUUUAAUUUUUGUAUUGUUGGAGACAAUGGUUUUAAUAGAUUCCUAUUUAUCUGCUAUUAUGUAUUUUUAGUUGUUUGGUAACUGAGGUCUUCUAAAUGGUUUAACAUAAAACCACAUUUUAAGUCUUGUUGCUUUUCAAGUAUCCAAAUGUAUUUCUCAGCCCAAGCAUCUUUGUAGUAAUAGAUAUAGAAGCCUUUCAAAUGCUGAACUGUGGUACAUGUUUGUUGUUUUUUAAAUCAUUAAUAGAGGAGACUAUUAGUACAGUUUUACCAGGAAGUUAUUGACGUGUAUGUAUGAUUUACAGUGAUUCUGUAUAUGCUCCCCAGCCUUAAAAACACUUAGCACUGCUCUGUGGUGUCUGGAAGGGUAGAUUGUUGGUUCCUCCAAUUAUACCUGUGCAGCUUAGGUCUCAGUUUUUAAAGAAUAAUGAACUUUUAGAGAAAUUUCCUUAACACAAGAGCAAUUUGAAUUGUAUCCAUGCUUUUUACUGGGUUAACAUUAGCUUCAGUUAAAUAGUUUGAAUUGUUAAGUAUAAUUACAGUGAAGAAGUUUAAUCUCAUUUUCAAAAGCUGAAUCACAUUUUAUUUCUUGAGCUAAUAUGAUAGAAACAUUAAACUUCAGAACCACUGGGGUAUACCAACUUUUGUUUUGGGAUUGUGUGUGUAGUUUUUGUUGUGUUGAUUUAUUUGCUUAUUUUUUAAAAAAGCUGAAACGGCCACAUCUGCUAGUGGGAGAAAAUACUUUGUUUUGCUGUGAAGCUUCUGAAGUUGUUCAGGCUUAUCGUGGUUCAUAGAUUACAAAGAAUAGUGCUAGUUUAAUGCCAGUGAGCUAUUUUUACUCUUUUUAUAUGAAAUGUACAAAUUUCAGGGGGUGAUGGUGGCAGUGGUGCCUCCUACUACCUUAUGUAAAACACUUGAACAUCCUCAUCAAUACUGCCAUCAUCUGCUUAAUACUCCUGGUAUAUUUUCUCAAAGUCUGUUUACUUAAAAAUUAUAUGAAGUGACAUAAUUAAUGAGCAAUAAAAUCUGAAUUGCACACAA
Diceros bicornis minor is the source of this 2562-nucleotide messenger RNA. RefSeq names its product RWD domain containing 4 (gene RWDD4). Gene Ontology annotation, molecular function: protein binding. The coding region runs from base 184 to 747 and encodes 187 amino acids. Lineage: Eukaryota; Metazoa; Chordata; Mammalia; Perissodactyla; Rhinocerotidae. The transcript has 7 exons. The record is from RefSeq and is a predicted model, not a curated record.